AUGAGGAGUUUCAGAGCUUGUCCGGAUGCCCCUGUGGGAGGCGCUCGAUCCCGGGAGGGAAUUCACUUCACAGCGAAGUGCAAGUGUACCGGCGAGGAGUCCGUGCUCUCUGAGGAAUGUGGGGAGCAAGCGGGAGAACGGAAAUUCGAUGUUACUCGCCUGCCCGUCGAGGAUGAUGGAUACGGGAGGACCGCGAUCGUAGCGAACUGCCGCUGCAUGGUCAUGGACAUGAGCGAGCGAGGUGCCAGGCCUGGCGUAUCAAAAGCAAGGGAGUUGGCAGCAGGAAAAUCGAGAUCCGCCCGAACAGUGAUCAAGGAGGAUUGCAAUCCAUUUGGUGCUUCCUACCUCCGCCGCUGGCAGGCCUGCAAGUGCAAAAAGGAGCAGUACUUGUCCUUCAAUUGUGGAAAGAGGGCCGCCCUGAGCAAGUUCAGCCCCAACGACCCCGAGGUGAAGGGUAGCGGGUGCCGAUGCGUCUCCGAGUCGGAGUUGCUCAGGAACAAGAGCUUCGCAGGCGACGUGAUUGACGCCGCUCCGCCGAUCAGCAAAGUUUCAGAGCCGAUGGAAGACGGGCCACUGUCGCAGACACCCAAAUGCAAGGUGGAUCCACCGUUUGGCUUCGCUUUUGGCGACAUCGUGAGCAUCGAGAAGUUGAUCCCAGCCGGCCAUCUCUUCGAAGUCCUGGGCGUAGGCUUCUUCCCGCAGUCCAAGCCUGCCAAAAUCGCUGGGACAGUCGCGCAGGUUGUCUGUUCUGCGGGGACGUCGGGGACGAAGGACCGCGUGUGUCUCCGGAAAGGAAACAUGGGCAUGAAGUCUCUGGGCUGCUGGUCCCCUGCGAACCUGAUGAAGUUGGACGAAGACUUGAAUCCGCUUUACUGA
This is a messenger RNA of Symbiodinium sp. CCMP2592, 876 nucleotides long. Lineage: Eukaryota; Dinophyceae; Suessiales; Symbiodiniaceae. The record is from the annotation of a GenBank genome assembly.